Messenger RNA from Sceloporus undulatus (fence lizard), 1723 nucleotides. RefSeq lists its product as uncharacterized. The transcript is spliced from 2 exons. Gene Ontology annotation, molecular function: protein binding. Gene Ontology annotation, biological process: spindle organization; mitotic cell cycle; establishment of meiotic spindle localization. The record is from RefSeq and is a predicted model, not a curated record. Gene Ontology annotation, cellular component: spindle pole. The coding region runs from base 385 to 1665 and encodes 426 amino acids. Lineage: Eukaryota; Metazoa; Chordata; Lepidosauria; Squamata; Phrynosomatidae.
AUGAUACAGUCAAACACCCUUGAUUGGUCUUUAAAGACAUGAUGGAACAAAGGAGAAAAGAAAGUGUCAGCAAUAUGUAAGGCUUAAGCCAGCAAAGUCAAAAUUAGCUCCUGUAGUAGUGUCCAGAAAAUAAUGGGAUUUCAGUAUAGAUGCUAGAGCAAUGUGCUUGAUUAGCUCAUUUGUCAAGAAGGGUUGCUGUGUCUGAACCUGACAUUUUGGAACAACUGCCAUGUGCAGUCCUAUGGAAAAUAUAAGUCUAGCUGCAAGAUUAUGAAGUGAACUUGCAGAGAAAGUCUGGAAGAGACAUUUAUAGCAACAGCUUAGCUUCUUUGUCCCAGAAGAUCAGAGUGGGAAGAAAGGCGAGGAAGAUCAAAUACAAACAGUAUGAUGGAAGAAGAUUCUUGUGAUCUUGAGUCUUCAAGUGAAGAAUCUGAUGUGUUUUCUCAUGACAGUGGAGGUGAACAAAAUGUUUCCCAUAAAAAAGCUAAUGUUUCUAUAGAAGAUAAUGCAGAAUAUCUGAGGGAUAGAGAUACACCCAUGAAUCUUCCCACCUCAGUUUGUUCUUGUAAAGGUGACCUAAGGACCAGAUCCUGUAGAAGAAUGAAGCCUCACAUCAACAGAGCAACACAUUUGGUUCGUGAACAUCAGGAUCCAUACUACUCUCGGAGUGACAGUAGUGUAAGCGUGGAUGACGUUCUCAACCUGCUACCCAUCUACCCGCGAAAAACACGCCAGCAGUUUCGACGAGAAAAGGAGGCAGCCAUCACAAUUCAGUCUGCCUGGAGAGGUUAUCAAGUAAGAAGGGAUAUUGAUAAAAUGAAUGAAGCAGCUACCCAGAUUCAGGCAGCUUUCCGAGGCUACAUGACACGGAAGGAACUGCCCUUGGGACUGUGUGGGUACGGCAGGACUGACAGACAAAAAUUAAAGAAGAAAAUAAGAGCUGAAAAUGAAAACAAGUGUUUUCCAGUAUUCCUAAAUUGCCUUCAGCAAUUUGGAUUGGCAUCUGGAACACAUGCGGAAAAGCACAAUGUCUCCCUCCCAAGUGGCAAAUCAAGAAGCUGUCACGAACACAUCAUAGAUAACUAUCCUCUUUUGAACCCCAAAGUAUCCUUCUUUGAAAUCAAGUCAGCCCUCAGACCCAACAGGGAAGUGUUCACAUAUACUUCUUUAAAUGUUUUUGCCCCAAGGAUACAAAGAUAUCAGGAUGCUGCCACUACAAUCCAAGCAGCAUGGAGGGGGUACCAAAUCAGACAGAAAGCAAGGCCUAUGAUAUCUGUGGUGAAAAGCCCCAUAAAGUCCUUUACUUCUAACUUCACCAUUAAAAAAGCCUCUUGGAAACGUGCAUUCUCAGUACGUACUAUUGAGGCACAUGAAAUCCAACAGAUCUUUACAAGUUCUAUAUUUGGAAAGGCACCACGAAUUCGAAAUAUUAACAUAAGUACAGUAGUGAAUGGCAUGCCAGCUUCCUCCCAAAAGCCAAACAUAUCCAUACAAGUAUUGUGCCCUAAAGGUGUGGUCCAGGGAUUUCAGAGAGACAUGAGCAGAGGCGCACAGGCGGUCUACACAGUUGAAAGCGAAGGUGCUUCAAUACCAUCUCAGAUUCUUAUUCAUGUCAAUAUGAAAAAGGGAAAGGACGUCCUCUCAAAAACUGAAAAGAAGAUGUAAAAAUUCAGGAGAUGUCUAAUAAAGACCAUUCUUAGAAGUUUUACAUAAACUGAACUGU